AUGUUAUUCUCUACCUGCAACAAUGACGACUCGAUCGGACCCAGUGUUUCGGGUUGUCGCGAUGAGUUCGACUUCACUGUUGUCUUCGAGCUGCUCUUCUUCACCAUCGUGCCUUCAGCGUUAUUUGUAGGGCUUUCUAGUUGGCGGGUAGCCUUGUUGAUCAAGCGGCCUGUCGUCGUUAAUGCACCCUUUUUACAACUUAUCAAGCUAUGUGCUAUCAUGCUCUACAUCGGGCUCCAGCUUGGGUUGGUUAUCUUGGUCAGCGUCAGCUCAUUCAGUCUCACGAGGCUCUUCGUUGCUUCCGCUGUCAUGCAAUUUAUUGCAGCUUUAUGGAUGGUGAUCCUGUCCUUCUUUGAGCACAGCAGAUCUCCACGUCCCUCGUUUCUUCUGAGCAGUUACUUGUUCGUUACGCUAUUGUUCGAUGUUACCGAGACUCGCACGUUCUGGCUAGCAUCAGCAACCAAGCCAGAAAUGACCUUCACAAGUGUCUUCACAGCGACGAUGGCAUUGAAAGUCGUCUUGAUGCUGCUAGAAGCACAGCAUAAGACUAAAUGGGUCAACUGGGACACGAAAGAGCCCCACAGCCCCGAGGAGACUUCUGGCAUUUUCGGCCUCGGGGUGUACUUCUGGCUGAACGCGCUCUUCGUACAUGGAUACCGAUCUAUCCUACGAAUUGAAGACUUGUAUCCGCUAGACCGAUCGAUGAAGGGAGCAACACUCGACGAGCGAUUUCAACGUCAUCUUGACUAUAGAAAACUCCGGCGUAGCAAGUAUGGCCUCGUGAAAGCACUCUGUCGUACGCUCACAGUACCACUGGCUCUACCGAUUCUUCCACGACUGUUUCUCCUCGGCUUCACAUUCUGCCAGCCCUUUUUCAUCAACAGUCUCUUGCAAUAUCUUGCCAAGGAUGAGGCUCUUGUCUCGCCAAAUGCCGCUUACGGCUUCAUCGGCGCGAGCAUUCUUAUCUUCACUGGUAUUGCCGUCUCAAUGUCAGUUUACGAAUACUUACACCAUCGGUCACUUCAAAUGGUCCGCGGAUGUCUUGUGGCUGCUAUCUAUACAAAGACAACAGAGGCUGAGACCAACACAAGCGAAGAGUCUGAAUCUGUAACCCUCAUGAGCAGCGAUCUAGAAAGAAUCCGAAUGGGCUUUCGGAGUUUGCAUGACAUGUGGGCGAGUGUCAUUGAGGUUGGUCUUGCCAGCUGGCUUCUGUAUAACCAGCUCGGCGUAGCCUUCAUUGCUCCAAUCAUCGUUGUCAUUGCUUGUACUGGUGGUACAUCGUUCGUCAUUAGGUUCACGGGAGACUCUCAGAAAGCAUGGAUGGCUGGAGCCCAGAAACGUGUUGGACUUACAGCAUCGGUCAUUGCCAACAUGAAGAACCUGAAGAUCUCCGGCCUGACCUCGCCUGUUGGCGAGUUCGUACAGCGUCUUCGUGUGGACGAGUUGAGAGCCAGGUUCUGCCCCCUAUUUUUCUCUCCCGUCUUUACGUUUGCCUUUGCCCAGAGAUCGCUCGAUGCGACAAGGAUCUUUACAUCACUGUCAUACCUAACUCUACUCGCCAACCCCCUUUCGCAGCUUUUCCAGGGUAUACCACAACUACUUUCCGCGGUGGCAUGCUUGGACCGGAUCCAAACAUUCCUUGGGUCAAAGUCACGAGAGGAUUUCCGCGAGGAAAGCAUCGUCGUGGGAGGUCUUCAACAGAAGGGGUCGGCUGAUCGUUCAGUUCAUACAGGCUCCGAGCUAGGCGCACGCUCUGCAGUAGUGAUCAGAGGCGGCAACUUUGGCUGGGUUCCGGAGAAGAUGGCUCUCAAGGAUAUCAAUAUGGACGUUCCCAAGAAUUCUUUCACCAUCAUUUGUGGACCAAUCGCAUCUGGCAAAUCUACACUAUGCAAAGCUCUGCUAGCUGAAGUCCCAUUUCAGGAGGGCUCUGUUACCUUCGGGAUGGGCAUUUCUCGGAUCGCAUACUGCGACCAAUCACCAUUUUUAUCGAACGGUAGCAUUAGGGAUAACAUUACAGGUUUUACGGCUUUCGAUGAAAAUCGAUAUUCUGAAGUUAUUGGCGCUACAAUGCUCGAAGCCGACUUGCGCGCAAUGCCCUUGGGUGAUCGGACCAACGUUGGCAGCAACGGAAUUACGCUAUCUGGGGGUCAGAAGCAGCGCGUGGCUUUAGCUCGAGCUCUCUAUCUCCAAACCGACCUGCUUAUUUUCGACGAUGUAUUUAGUGGUCUCGAUGCUGAUACUGAGGAGCAAGUCUUCUACCGCGUAUUUGGCCCAGAAGGACUGAUCAGACGGCGACAAGCAACGAUUAUUCUAUGUACCCACUCUGUUCGUCACCUUCCAGCAGCGGACUGUGUUAUUGCGCUCGGUCCUGACGGUGCUAUCUUGGAGCAAGGCAGCUUUGCUGAACUCAUAAAAAACGAGGCAGGCUAUGUCAACAGCCUGGGAGUCAAAUCAUUGAGCAACAGCUCCUCGGAAGCCUCGGAGUAUGGAGACGAUGCGGGUGAAUCUCGACCAGAGCUGCUCCGGCGCUAUACCACCGCAUCAUCUAUAGUCUCGGAAUCUGCAGAUAGCAGUCGCCAACUGGGGGAUCGAAAAGUAUACAAACUGUACUUCAAGUCCAUGGGUUAUACUCUCACAUUUGCAGUAUUCUUUUGUGGUGUUGCACUCGGAUUCUUCAACAACUUCCCUACGAUCUGGUUGAAAUACUGGAGUGAUGACGCCUCCACGUCAAACCCAACGCAUUCGUCUAGUUUUUACAUCGGAAUAUACGGUCUACUCAAUGCCAGCGCCAUGUUUUCGCUGCUGGGGCUAGGUAUUGGCAUUUUUGUCCUGGCCAUCAAACGGGCUGGCGCCAACCUACAUAACGACGCAUUGAACACAUUAGUCAGAGCUCCGUUACGAUUCUUUACGACCACCGACCAAGGCCAGAUUGUCAACCUGUUCAGCCAAGACAUGAACCUCGUCGAUACGGAGCUCCCGAAUGCGUUACUAAACAGCAUCUAUGCAGUAUUUGUCGCUAUCGGGCAGGCUGCUGUGCUGGUGACUACUUCACCUUACAUGGCCAUUAGCUAUCCAUUCUUAGUGGCCAUUCUCUGGGCCGUGCAGAAGUUCUACCUGCGUACCUCUCGACAAAUGCGGUUGCUGGAUCUAGAGGCCAAAAGUCCCCUUUAUACCCAUUUCCUAGAUACCACGAAGGGUAUUGUAACCCUGCGUGCAUUCGGCUUUCUCAAAGAAGACCGCGCGAAGAACAUUGAGCUGCUCGACACGUCACAGCGCCCUGCUUAUCUGCUCCAAAUGAUCCAGAACUGGCUGAAUCUCGUUCUUGGUAUGGUGGUCAUGGCCUUGGCGGCAGUUCUCACCGCACUUGCGGUAAAGACACGCUCCAACUCUGGAUUCACCGGUGCAUCAUUGGUAACUUUGAUGCUUUUCGGCGAAAAUCUCACGUCCAUCGUGCGCUUCUUGACACAAUUGGAAACGAGUCUGGGUGCCAUAUCUCGUCUGAGGAGGUUUAAUGAAACUGUCAAGCCUGAGCACCGGCCAGACGAAGACAUUUUCCCACCAGAGGAGUGGCCGCAAAACGGAGCAAUCGAGCUGAAAGGUGUGUCUGCUAGUUACGGCAUUGAUGAUUCCAACGAGGGCGACGAGAAGGCAGAUCUGGCGAUUCGGGAUGUCAAUCUCAAUAUCGCACCAGGGGAGAAAAUAGCUGUUUGUGGCCGAACUGGCAGCGGCAAAUCUAGCUUGAUUGCUCUCCUGCUCAAGCUCUUGGAUCCUACCACAGCAACAAUCACUGGUGCGUACAUUGACAACAUUGCUCUGUAUAAGAUAGACAGGUCCGCCCUCCGCCGCCGGAUCAUCGCUAUACCCCAAGACGCCAUUUUUCUGCCUGAUGGGUCAUCUUUUCGCGCGAAUCUGGACCCGUUUGAUGAUGCGACCUCAGCCGAUUGCCAUUCCGUGCUCCAGGCUGUAGAUCUGUGGACCUUCGUUCAGGAAAGAGGCGGUCUCGAAGCGGGAAUGAGCCCUGCCACUUUCAGCCAAGGGCAGAGGCAGCUGUUCUCGCUUGCGCGCGCGGUCCUUAGGAGACGCCUCCGAGCCAAGAGUCUCGGCCUUGGAGGCGGCGGAUCCGAAGGCGGAAUCCUCUUGUUAGACGAGGUCAGCUCGAGUGUGGAUCGGGAAACGGAGAGAGCUAUGCAGGAAAUCAUCAGGGUUGAGUUCAAAGAGUACACUGUGGUUGCUGUCUCCCAUCAUCUAGACAUGAUAUUCGACUUCGAUAGAGUGGUGGUUAUGGACAAAGGAGAGAUAGUGGAGAUAGGGGACCCGAAGAUACUAUCUCAGGGAUCAACGAGGUUUGGUGAAUUGUGGAGGGCAGGCGGGAAUUAA
Messenger RNA from Neoarthrinium moseri, 4377 nucleotides. RefSeq lists its product as uncharacterized. The transcript is spliced from 5 exons. Gene Ontology annotation, molecular function: ATP hydrolysis activity; ATP binding; ABC-type transporter activity. The record is from RefSeq and is a predicted model, not a curated record. Gene Ontology annotation, biological process: transmembrane transport. Gene Ontology annotation, cellular component: membrane. The coding region runs from base 1 to 4377 and encodes 1458 amino acids. NCBI's taxonomy places the organism in Eukaryota, Fungi, Ascomycota, Sordariomycetes, Amphisphaeriales, Apiosporaceae.